GACACCUUUCAAAGUUCAGACGAACCUGAGUAGCCGCUGUUGAAGAUGCUAGGGUUUAGUGCAGCUGUUGCCUCUCUUUCCCCUGUCUCGACUGACGUCGUCAAUUUAGCCGCCGUCCUCGCCACCCCACGCGUUCUACGCGCCGUCACUGCUCUUCCUCUCUUCGUUCGAAUAACAAAUACCAUCUCUCCUUCCAACCUGGAGCAUCUGUCUUCGAUGAUGAUGUCAUUAAGGUCCAAUAGUUGUUCUUCAGUUAAAGCCAUGGCUAAAGCUGGUGCUCUUUCAGCACCCACGACACCCGCGCGUGGGAGGAAGCACGCUUUGAUUUCGUUAUCAGAUAAAACGGAUGUGGCUGUUCUUGGCAGUGGACUUCAGGAACUGGGGAUUGCAGCUGGCUUGGGAUAAAGGUUACAACGAAGUAAUUGUAGAGUCGGACUCGAAAGUGGGGUUGGAGUUAAUAGAGGAUGAAGUGCUCACAUCGCCUUACCACAAUCUGGUGAAACAGAUUAGGAACAUGAAGAGCAGAGAUUGGUCAUGCAAGCUGCAACAUAUUUGGAGGGAAGGAAAUCGAUGUGCAGAUUGGCUAGCCAAGGAAGCAAUCCGAUUACAGUCAUCAGGCGGACGAUUAGAAGAGCCACCGGAAGGACUAAGGGAGUUACUAGGAGCUGAUAUAAUUGGGGUCACAACCCCACGCUUAAUACCAUGUUAAAAGGCAGUGGCCUCUCCUUUGUAUUCAAAGUUUACAUAUCUUUUGUUAUUCGAAGCUGCUUGCUGGGA
Molecule: messenger RNA, 777 nt
Organism: Coffea arabica (coffee)
Lineage: Eukaryota; Viridiplantae; Streptophyta; Magnoliopsida; Gentianales; Rubiaceae
Source: RefSeq, a predicted model, not a curated record